Molecule: messenger RNA, 1261 nt
Organism: Panicum hallii
Lineage: Eukaryota; Viridiplantae; Streptophyta; Magnoliopsida; Poales; Poaceae
Exons: 3
Coding region: 64-1155 (363 amino acids)
Source: RefSeq, a predicted model, not a curated record
CGGAACAGUGGCCGGCUAAUUGGAAGCUUCAGCUCGCGAUCGAGUUCCAAGAGGCAGGUCGACAUGGGGCUGGGGCUUGGGAGCAAUAAGGUGGGCGGCAGCCAUGCGGCGGCGUUCCUCCUCGGCGUGGCGCUGCCGACUGCCCUCCUCUUCAUGCUCGCGUCCGACCGCCUCGGGGAUGGUCUGUCGAGCAUCUCGCGCAGCUGGGGCAGUGCUGGAACGACACAGCUGCUGCCGGUCGCUGAUGAUGGUGCUGCUCCUACCCGAGAUCAAGAGGUCGAGUUCGCGGGGCUAGCUGAGCUGCUGCCGAAGGUGGCCAUGGAGGACAGGACAGUGAUCAUCACGCCGGUGAACGAGGCAUGGGCGCGCCCGGGCUCCCUGCUCGACCUCUACCUCGAGAGCUUCAGGAACGGCGAGAACAUCGCGCACCUCCUCAACCACGUCCUCGUGGUCGCCCUCGACACCCUCGGGUUCGAGCGCUGCAAGGCCGUGCACCCCCAUUGCUACCUCCUCCGGGUGGCAACGACGACCGCGAACAUGAGCUCGGCCAAGGGGUUCAUGUCCAGGGACUACCUGGAGCUGGUCUGGACCAAGCUCACCUUCCAGCAGCGCGUCCUGGAGCUCGGCUACAAUUUCCUCUUCACGGAUGCCGACAUGAUAUGGUUCCGCAACCCCUUCCGGCACAUCGCCCUGUACGCCGACAUGAGCUGCUCGUCGGACGACUUCAAGCCGUCGCGCGCUCCCAUGGCCCAGCCGCUCAACACGGGGCUCUACUACAUGAAGUCGACACGCCGGACGAUCGAGAUGGUCCGGUACUGGCGGGCGGCUCGGGCGCGGUUCCCCGGGCGGCACGACCAGUGGGUGUUCGUGGUGAUCAAGCGCGAGCUGGUGAGCAAGCUGCAGGUGAGGAUCGAGCCGCUGGACACGGUGUACUUCGGCGGGUUCUGCGAGUACCACGACGACCCGGAGAAGGCCUGCACCAUGCACGCCGACUGCUGCAUCGGGCUGGAGAACAAGGUGCACGACCUCAGGGACAUGGCCGCGGACUGGAAGAACUACACGAGCCUGCCGCCGGAGGAGAGGAAGAAGGAGGGCGGGUUCAAGUGGACGUACCCGGACAGGUGCCGGAAGUCGUCCCACUGGCGCAAACCCUGACAGAGGCCCGCGGGCUAGUAGAGAAGAGUGGCAUGCGACCUCCAACUCCAAGUGGCCAUUAUUUAUAUAUAUAUUUAUUAUAUAUUCUGAUGAUACGCUUGCAACA